Messenger RNA from Plasmodium inui San Antonio 1, 822 nucleotides. Its product is annotated as histone chaperone ASF1. Gene Ontology annotation, cellular component: nucleus. The transcript is spliced from 2 exons. Gene Ontology annotation, molecular function: histone binding. Gene Ontology annotation, biological process: DNA replication-dependent chromatin assembly; nucleosome disassembly; nucleosome assembly. Bases 1 to 822 code for a protein of 273 amino acids. NCBI's taxonomy places the organism in Eukaryota, Apicomplexa, Aconoidasida, Haemosporida, Plasmodiidae. The record is from RefSeq and is a predicted model, not a curated record.
AUGUCUGAAGUUAAUGUGACGAAAGUAAUAGUGAACAAUCCCAUAUGUGACAUUUUAGAUCCAUUCGUUUUUACCAUUGAGUUUGAAGCGCUUAAUAAGUUAGAGGCCGAUUUGGAAUGGAAGAUCUUUUAUAUUUCUGCUGUGAACAACGAUGGGGAGGGAAACCAGGACAUCGAAUUAGAUAACAUUUUCUUGGGACCCAUCGAGCGAGGCGUGAUGAUGUUUGACUACGCGGUGAAUCCGCCCGACUACCAGAACAUGGACGUCGAUAGCGUGCUGGGCCUGCAAGCCAUCCUCAUAUCAGCCAACUAUAAGGAGAAGGAGUUCAUUCGGAUCGCCUACUACAUGAACUCAUUUUAUAAAGACAUGGAAAUGAGAGAGAAGCCACCCGCCGUACCCCAGUACGAUAAAAUAUGUCGACAUAUAUUUGUGGAAAAUCCAAGAAUCGUGAAAUUUUGCAUAACUUGGGAUGCAGAGGAGAAAGAUGAUUUUAAAGAAUUCGACAAGGAGAAUGAACAGAUUCAGUUAAUAAACUGCGUCAAGACGAAUGCAGAUGAUAAUAGCAACUCCAACAUAACAAAUCAGUCUACACAAGAGAACCUUUUUGUCUUUAGUGACAUCCCUGCGAAUGCUGGUGCGAAUGGUAAAAUCAGCACAGACGUGGCGGCGCAGGAAAACGCCAACACGUAUGGCAACACAGACUUGAACGAACGGGGGGCCCUCAGUAGUAACGCGCCAUCGACUGAUUUGGAUAAGUGCGAACUUUUUAAUGCCAACAUAAAUGGGAUCAGCAGAAUAACCAUCGACAAUAAGAACGCCUAA